Cercospora beticola is the source of this 1577-nucleotide messenger RNA. RefSeq lists its product as uncharacterized. NCBI's taxonomy places the organism in Eukaryota, Fungi, Ascomycota, Dothideomycetes, Mycosphaerellales, Mycosphaerellaceae. The record is from RefSeq and is a predicted model, not a curated record.
UGCCUUUCGCGCUGAGCAGGUCUUAUAUCACUAUUGCUUUACUUGUUGAACUAAUGUGGCUUGAUUCUUGAGCAAGGUAUUCGAUCGGCGUCUUCGUCUGGCAUUUGGACUUGCUCCUACUUUCCGUGAGCUCGAUUGUUCCUCCAUAUGGUUGCCGAAAUGUCUCUCUCAGGUGGCGGCUUCAAAGACAUCGACCUCGAAGAGAUUUCCAAAUGGCCUACUCCUAACUAUAUCAAUCCUGUGCGGCGAACAUGGAUGCCAGCUUUUCUGCUAGUAUGGCAAAUAGCAGUGACGAUCAUGCUAUCGGGGAGGUUCUACCUAAGGGCAAGAAAGUUGGCUGGAACAUUUGGUCUUGACGAUGUGCUCGUCUUCCUCGGAUACUUAUUCGCCAUCGGCAUGACUGUGGCGACUUGGAUACUCACAACAGAAUAUGGCCUCGAUAGACAUGCUUGGGAUAACAAAAUCGAUUGGGCGGUCCCUGCAGCUUUGACCGGCUGGAUAGCUCAAGUCCUCUUCGUAGCAGCAACCGUCUGCACCAAACUCUCGAUCCUCCUAUUCCACCGCCGCAUGAUAAAAGAGACGCUCAACCGCCGAUGGGUCUGGACACUUCGAGCCGCUUUCAUUUUCACCUGCUGCUAUGGCGUUGGCGUUUUACUCGCCUACAUCUUAGCAUGCCGACCAACAGACGCGAUAUGGAAUGCUUUCAGCCCUACCUACAAGAAAGAAUAUACCUGCAUCGCAACUACAAAAGUUGCCGUCUGGGCCGGCGUCCUCAGCGUCAUCAGCGAUCUCAUCGCAGUCGCUGUCCCCUGCUUACUACUCAACCACUACAACCUCGCCAUCUCCUUCCGCCAAAAGAUCGUUUUGAACUUGACCUUCGCACUCGGAUUAGUCGCUACUGGAGCGGGAGUCGCUCGGACAUAUUACCUCUGGAAAAUCCGAACAACAAUGGACUCAACCUGGGUCGGACACACUUUCUUCGCAUGGUCGAUUGUCGAAUGUCAAUUGGCUAUCAUGUGCGCUUGUGCACCCUCGCUCCGAGCUUUCUUCCGAAGAUACGUUCGCGAUACGUUGAAGAGGUCUUUUGGGAGCGGAGUUUCGCAUUAUGCUACUGGGACGGGAGAGUCUUUUCAUAAGAAUUCUCAGGCUUUGACGGAGGAUCAUAAUGGAAGGGUGUAUCAAGAGUUGAGACCGCUGGAGUCGGGUGUACAUGGCGUUCAGUAUCCUCCGCCUGUGAUACUGGAUGAGAGUGCGUAUGAGCGGAGAGUGUCAAGAAGGCCCGGGACAGAUGAUGCGAUGCGCUACGAUGCGGUGAUGAGAUCUCGGUCGCCUUCGCCUGUUGUCACGACGCCGGAUGAGUUUGAAUGCUAUGCGAACGAGCGUAUGAGCAGACAAGGGCAGAUGAUGCGAGACAGGCAGUCUCGGACGGAGUCAAUAGUGGUCAGGAUGGAUGUUAAUAAUGACGGUGAUGAGAUCAGCAAGGACAACGGUAACAGAAGCGGAAGUGGGCGACAGUACGCGGCAGCGAAACGAUGACAUGACUGAGUGCAAUGAAACAAAAAAGAAAUAGUUCAGAC